This is a messenger RNA of Belonocnema kinseyi, 4450 nucleotides long. It is a transcript of the gene mnd, whose product is annotated as large neutral amino acids transporter small subunit 2. Gene Ontology annotation, biological process: amino acid transmembrane transport. Lineage: Eukaryota; Metazoa; Arthropoda; Insecta; Hymenoptera; Cynipidae. The record is from RefSeq and is a predicted model, not a curated record. Gene Ontology annotation, molecular function: L-amino acid transmembrane transporter activity. Gene Ontology annotation, cellular component: membrane. The transcript has 9 exons. Bases 933 to 2396 code for a protein of 487 amino acids.
GAAUCAAAAGAAUCGGGAUCUCGAUCGUUGGAUCAUCAAAAAAUGAGGUCAUCCACCUUUAAAAAAAGUUGGCCUUUUAUAUUUUAACAGAAGCAAUUGAAUCUUUUUAUGAUACAAUAUUCUUUUUUCCAAACCAUUCAAGAAUUUAUUUAGCAGUGACAAGAAUGUUAAAUGAGCUCAAUGAUGUGGAUAAGAAGCAGAGAAAUAACAAAAAACGUGUGUGUGUAUAUAUAAAAAAAUGCACGCGCACGAAAUCAUCAUCACCAGCUGAAAUCGUUGCACGAUGAAUUUCAUCAUAUCUUUAAUCUCGUAAACAUAAAGUGCACCAAACUACAAAGUCGAUGGCAGAUGGAGGCCUCGUGGCGUCAUUUAGGUUAGAAAAUUGUACAAAAUGUCCAGUGAAACCACCAGAGGAGGUGCCUUUUCGGCAUCGGGACGUUUUGUAUUAGCAACAAUACACGCGAAUAAAAACUUAAAAUUGUGUCCAACCACAAUGAUUUUAAAUUGAGACCCUAAACCGUGGGAGACUCAAUUAUAAAGAGGGAGAAUUUCGAACAUAAACUCAUCUCGCAACACAACACCUUUCAUAAAAUUUCAUCAUCUUCCGUUCUUCCCGCCGUUCUUCCCCUUCUUCCAAAUUUGCUCACCACUCUCCCAUUUUUGCUCCCCUCCAAAAAUUUCUUUACCUAUUGUAGUACUCCACUUGAAUUUCUCUCCUCAGACGGACACCGUGCACACGUGUCGAGCGCUUUCUGUGAUUUGCGCGGCGCGAGAUGUUCAUUAUCGUAUGUACUUGUGCAUGAGCCGUAUGCUUUAUCCUAUCUCAAGGAAGGCUCUUGCUCGAAUUUUUGGAGCUCAACUCACUGUCAAUUUCAAUGUGCCAUUCAUGAAAUCGUGAUUAACCUACGUGCCUGAGGAAAAAAGUGAAAAAUAUGCCGAAAAAAAUAGCUCCAAUUAAAGAGCCGGUGCCGCGGAGGGGCUCAGUGGCAACUGAAGAGGGUGUAAAACUCAAAAAAGAAAUUGGUCUUUUGGAUGGAGUCGCAAUCAUUGUGGGCAUCAUCGUCGGGUCCGGGAUUUUUGUGUCACCGAAGGGAGUUCUACUCAACAGCAACAGCGUCGGCCAGGCGCUUAUUGUAUGGAUUUCUUCCGGGUUUUUGUCUCUGAUUGGCGCCUUAUGCUACGCCGAAUUGGGUACAAUGAUACCAAAAUCAGGUGGGGACUACGCCUACAUUAGCGAUGCAUUUGGUCCAUUGCCUGCUUUUUUGUACCUGUGGGUUGCCUUAUUUAUUCUGGUGCCAACUGGAAAUGCAAUCACUGCUUUAACUUUUGCCCAGUACAUUUUGCAACCUGCAUGGCCAGGUUGUGAACCUCCAUCAGAUGCCGUGCGAUUACUCGCUGCAGUUGUCACAUGUUUUUUGACUGCGAUAAACUGCUACGAUGUUAAAUGGGCAACUCGAGUCCAGGAUAUUUUUACGGGAACCAAAAUAUUUGCCUUGGUUAUUAUCAUGGCUGCUGGAUUUUGGUGGUUCUGUCUGGGACACACUGAAAAUUUUGACCGGCCAAUGGCUGGCACGAAUUAUCAGCCAGGAUAUAUUGCUCUUGCUAUGUAUUCUGGACUUUUUUCCUACUCGGGGUGGAAUUAUUUAAAUUACGUCACCGAAGAAUUACAAGAUCCAUACAGGAAUUUGCCAAGAGCCAUUUGCAUAUCGCUGCCAUUAGUAACGGUGAUUUAUGUUUUCGCUAAUGUGGCGUACUUUGCUGUUUUAACACAAGACGAGAUCCUCUCAUCAAACGCAGUAGCUGUCACCUUUGGGAAUAAAUUACUGGGACCAAUGGCCUGGAUAAUGCCAUUUUUUGUCGCCUGUUCGACUUUCGGUGCUUUAAAUGGUGCUAUUUUUGCCUCGUCACGACUCUUCUUCGUUGGAGCUCGUAAUGGACAUUUGCCUACUGCCAUAUCUCUUAUCAAUAUUAGGAAUUUGACACCAAUGCCUUCUCUCAUUUUCCUCUGCAUCAUUACGUUGGCUCUUUUGGUAAUAGAGGACGUUUAUGUAUUAAUAAACUACGUGAGUUUCGUUGAAGCAUUAUUCACCACGAUGUCAGUCACCGGCCUUUUAUGGUUGAGGUAUAAAAGACCGGAUCUUCAUCGACCCAUUAAAGUUCCACUUGCACUGCCAAUAGUAUUUUUCAUUAUUUGUGCAUUUUUGGUGACAUUCCCGUGUUACGUUUCACCUUGGGAAGUAGGCGUCGGCUUAAUAUUUAUAAUCUCUGGCAUUCCUGUGUAUAUGACCUUCAUUGAGUGGGACAAAAAGCCGAAAUGGAUCACCAAUGCGUCACACGAUUUCAACAUGUUUUGUGCGAAACUGUUUGAGUGUGUUCAAGAGGAAAAAUACGACUGAAGAGUGGAGUCACUCUGAAUCUUAAAAGAAUAAAAAUUCAUCCCAGGUUGUGAUGAGUUAGAACUAGUUACGCAGUUUAAUGCGUAAAGUUUCCUAAAAGGAGGAUCUUCCAAAAGAACCAAGAAAGUCGUUUUCGACAACAGAGAUUCAGAACUUUAGAACUUUCGGCGAGGAACCAGCAGCCAGCAGCACAGUCAUUAGAAAAUCAUGUGCCUUUUAGAUAUUUUGUAAAUACGAGUGUAAAAUUCGUAUACAUUCCCAAUAAUUUGUCAUUGUCCAAGACUUUUUAUUUAAUUAGUAGGUAUAUUAAUUAUUGCGGCUAAUACACGAAUAAGUUAUUUUAUUUAAGAUCGUCGUCGUCGUCGCGCGGGUGGCACAGGAGAUAUUCAGUGUUCAAGAUGCCAAUUUGAGACGAAUUAUUGUACAAAGCCCGUAGGUUUUAAGAUUUUUAAUAUAUUAUAGACCCGCCUCCUUUUUGAGGUGACGAAUCUUUGCUUUCGUAGAAUAGCAAAUUGUCUUCGAUAUAUUAAACCAAUUUUAUAACAGGGUCCUAUACACCAGUUUUUAACGCAAAAAUGUAGAAGUCAAUAUUAGAGACGAAGGAAAUUUUGUAAACCCUUUUUCGAGGUAGAUUUCUGUAAAUAGUGAAACCUUAAGUCAAUUUUCUAAUGUCAAAUUUGCCGAGGUGCAUGUAGAUAUUUUUUAAAAUAAAUUUUUUUAAAUUAUAUUUCCAGAUUCAAUUAACAAUUAAUUUCAGUAGAAAUUAAUUUGUAAAUAAUAAGAUUAUUUAUAUCGCUUUUGGUAAAUAACAUUGAUUUGUGUCCUCUCAAAAAUUCAUAUAAUGAAGAAAUGACAAUUUUGGUGAUGAAAAUCAGUGUUUGGGGGAUUAUACUUGUACUGGAAAUAUUUAUUUGAAAAAAAUAUCAACCAGUGAACAUCAAAUUGAAGUUUUAUAUGAAAAAUAUUUGACAGGUGCCAAAUUAUAGGAGCGGAAACGUAAAAAGCUUCUAAUUAAACUGGAUUAAUGUGAAGAAAAAUAUUAUUGAAUUUCAAACGUUUUGAAUAUAUUCAUACGCAUAUUGAUAAAAUUCAAUUCACACCUUCUCGAGUUACCUUGUCAUUAGGAUGAAAUUCUUAACACACUAAUAUAUUAUGGACCUGGGGGGAGGGGGAGAAAAGGUCCCUUUCUCUCCCUUGGCGCAUACUAUAUUUUUGAUAACGAAUGGAGGAUUUCAGAUAUUUCUCGAAAUACAGUCAUGAUUUCAGCUCAUAUGACCGUAAAUUGUUCAGAAUUUAAUUUUAAAAUGUCUACACAUUUUUGGUCAUUCAUAGUAAUUUUAUAGGUAAAUAUCGUAAAUUAUCAUAAAUUGGCCAAAAUUAAAUUUUAAUCAUUUUUAUAAAUUUCCGGAAAUUUGUUGAUAAUUUAUGGUAAUAUUGCAGGAUAUUUUAUGGUAACUUUAAUUACCCAAAAUCAAGUAAAAAUUUUCUAUACAUUUCCGGAAAUUUUAUCAAUUAUAUAUGAUAACUUUUCAUACAUUACCACAAAACUGCAUUAUCUACAACGAAAAUUUCCUUACAGUUUUUACGGUAAGUGGGCUGGUGAUCGUAAAAUGCAAGCAUACUAAUAUGUAACUGUCAAUAACGAAAAUAAAAGAGCGGUUUGGGGUAGAAAAUGGGAUUUUCCUCGAAAUCCUACGUUAACAACCCGGCCCUACGAAAAUUGAUACUUUAUACGAAAAAAAGAACUAGUUUGUGUCAUGAAUUUCAUCCCAACAAAAAAAAUAUGUUCAGCGAUACCCAGAGUAUUCUAUGUAAUUCGAAAGCGAAGUGAUAGUUAAUAAAACUUUUACAUUUUAGAAGACAGACAAAAUAAUCGGCAGGUUUUUUUCUGUAUAAACCAAAAUUGUGAAAUUUAUUCUCAAUUUGUGACGAGAAUUAUCAUUCCGUUAAGUACUAAUAGCACUAAAAAGCUAGUAAAGUACUCAAAAAGUACUAAAGAAAACACGAAAGUGACGACUUUACUGAUGAAUAAAGCAUAACACUUACGAGAAAAA